This is a messenger RNA of Cetraspora pellucida, 3195 nucleotides long. NCBI's taxonomy places the organism in Eukaryota, Fungi, Glomeromycota, Glomeromycetes, Diversisporales, Gigasporaceae. The record is from the annotation of a GenBank genome assembly.
AUGGAUUCGUCUCCUCCACCGCCGGGACCAGUACAGGAAUCAACUCCAUUAUCAGACUCAGAAAAGAUACGUUUAAAACGUCUUGCAAAAUUGCAACAAAGUUCAAAUAAUUCAGGUGAAUCUCCCCAGCCUACUGCAUCGUCCUCUAAAACAGUGCCUGCGCGGACAAGUACUUUAUCAAAGACGCCUAUCCAAGAAAAACCUGCCUCACCGAUCAAAAAAUCUUCGCUACCUGUUAAUAAAGAACCUCCUGAGAGGACUACUCCUAAAAUUUCACCACCAAUUAAAUCCUUUGAAGACUGGCAAAAUGAUACUAUCACUAAAGUUCUUCAAAUUACCCUUGAUCAAUCGGUCGCCGAAAGAAGUGGAAAUCGAUUGAUUUAUCUCGAUUCUGUUGUGAAAACGUUAAUGGAAGAGAACCCUGGAGUGUUCUCUUUUAAAUUGUCAAAAUCGGUUCUUGAUAGCGCUCUUUUUGCUCGACUGUCUUUUGAUCCUAAUCAAAUGAGUGAUGGUAUUGAGGCUCCUAAAAUUCCCUUAUUCGAUUAUCUGCUUGACAGCUGGAAAAGAGCUUCUGAAAUUAAAAGAUCAACACGUAGUUCUAAAAAUUUAGAACAAUCAGUUAUCAAUGAACGUGUCGGUGUCAUAGAUACGCUUAAAGAGCUUAUAAUUAACUACAUACAAUAUGUGCUUCUGUAUCCCGAUGAUCUUCCACAAAUAAGGGGUUCUACUGAGCUUGGCCCUAGUCAAUUUGUAUCAAGAUUAUUAGCAGAAUUUGAUUCUCCAGAAGGAUUACCUCUAGAUUUUAUUAAAGAAUUAGUAUAUAAAGUCGAUGAUGAAGGAUUCGAAAAGAUGUUUGUUCCAGUAUUAAUGGGAUAUGAUGCCCAAAUAAGAACAAAAAACAUAUUAAACAUGGAUUAUAUACUGCCACUUAAUUCGGUAGUAACUCUGUCGGAAAUAAAACCAUUGGCCGAGAAGAUGACGACAUUACGCAAUUGGUGUUCUCCAAAUAAUUCUGCAAGAAUGUUUGAAGUCGGUACAUUUUUGGGUCCUUUUUGUAAAUUUUCCGCUUUUCCGACCGAUGAGCCAAAGAUUGCUGAAAGUUAUUUUGGUAACCUCCAUACAAGACGGCAAGCUGAUGUUGAGUCAGCGAUGACGAGCAUACGAGUUGCUAUACGUGGGGUGCAGCAAUCUAUUUUCAAGAUCUUUAAUAAUAUUGUUCGUUCCUCGCCAUCAGCUCGAGAGGCUGUACUUGGUUAUUUUGCUGAGGUUAUUAAAUUAAACGAGCGAAGGGUUCAGAUACAGGUUGACCCAUUACAAGUUGGAACUGAUGGAUUUUUAAUGAAUUUAACGAGUGUAUUAUUGCAUUUUGCAGAUCCCAUUAUGGAUAUACUAAAUCCAAAGAUUGAUCGCAUAGAUGUCGACUAUUUUCGUAAAUCUAAUCGAAUUGAUAUUAGCCGGGAGACUAAAAUUAAGGCUACUAAACAAGAAGCAGAUGCGUACUUUUCGAUAGUAGAUGAAAGCGCAUCUGCUCCAAAUUUUGUAUCUGAAAUAUUUUUCCUUACAAUUACAAUGCAUCAUUAUGGUCCAUUACAUUGCUAUGAAAAAUAUAAUACUUUCAUCAGAGAUAUAUCAGAGCUUCAAAAACAAUAUGACCGAAUGAGAGCUGAUCAACCUAAUUGGGCGGGGACACCGAUAGCUGCAAGAAAUGAGGAGCUAUUGGCACAUUGUAAAACGCAGCUUGAAAAAUUUACAUCACACAAAAUAGCAUACGAAACUCAACUCUUGGAUCAAGUUUAUUUGGAUCAUUCACUUAAAUUUUAUAAUCUAGUGAUGAAUUGGAUGCUGAGAAUCGUUGAUCCAACCGGACAACAUCCGGAAAAACAAAUACAGUUACCACUUCCUUUAACACCGCCUGAUACGUUCGCUAUGUUGCCUGAGCAUAUUUUUGAAGAUGUGACAGAAUUAUUCCUGUUUGUCGCAAAGUAUACCCCAAGAUCGUGUGUUUCUUCUCGAGAUGUGUUGAUAGUUUUCAUUAUCACUUUUCUCAAAUCUUCUUCUUAUAUUAAGAAACCAUAUUUGAAAGCCAAAUUAAUAGAAAUUUUGUUCUAUUUUACAUUCCGAAAUGAUCGUGAAGGUGGUAUAGUAGAUUUAUUGAAUUCACAUCCUCUUGCCUUGAACCAUUUGUUACCAGCUCUGAUGUCUUUUUAUGUCGAGGUGGAACAAACUGGUGCACAUACGCAAUUCUAUGACAAAUUUAAUAUUCGAUAUAAUAUUUCACAAAUAUUCAAGGAGAUAUGGGGUAACCAUUUACAUAAAGAAAAAUUAAGAGAAGAAAGUCGGAAUAUCGAUUCUUUUGUCCGAUUUGCAAAUUUGUUGAUGAAUGACGUUACCUAUUUAUUAGAUGAAAGCUUAAGGAAGCUUGCAGAAAUUCAUUCUAUACAAAAUGAAAUGGAUAAUAGGGAAGAAUGGGAAAAUAAACCACAGCAAUAUCGCCAAGAGCGCGAAAGCACACUCCGUACUGAUGAACGAUCAGCAACCUCUUACAUGUCACUUGGAAAUGAAACAGUAAAUAUGUUGGUAUAUAUGACAGCUGAAGUCGCGGAUCCAUUUCUUACACCUCAGAUGGUUGAUCGAUUGGCAGCAAUGUUGGAUUAUAAUUUAAAAUCAUUAGUUGGGCCAAAAUGUACAGAACUUAAAGUUAGAAAUCCAGAAACAUAUAGUUUUAAACCUAGAGACUUAUUGUCGCAAUUGGUUAAUAUUUAUUUGAACUUAUGUAAAUAUAAAGAAUUUGUAAAAGCAGUCGCAAUGGAUCGUCGAAGUUACGAUAAAGCGUAUUUUUCAAAAGCAGCUAGUAUUUUAUUGAAAUAUAGAUUAAAUUCAGAAAAGAAUGUCAGGGAGUUGGAGAAAUUUGUUAAUGAAGUGGAAGAAACAAUUAAAUUGGAAAAUGAAGGAGAGGAGGAGUUGGGUGAUAUUCCGGAUGAAUUUUUGGAUCCACUUUUAAUCACUAUUAUGGAAGAUCCCGUAAUCUUACCCGGAUCAAAAGUAAGCGUCGAUCGAAGUACUAUCACAACACACUUAUUAAGUGAUUCAACAGAUCCUUUUAAUCGUAUGCCAUUGACAAUUGAUCAAGUUAUACCAAAUAUUGAAUUAAAGAAACGAAUAGAUGAUUUUUUGCGGGAAAAACGGCGAAAAUAA